AGUACGCACGAGCGAAAACAACCCUGGGUUAAUCCUAACGUUCAAAUGAAACACAUCAACUCUUUAAUUGGUUGGGGAAAUAUUUUUAAAAAAGGGUCACUAUAAACGUGUUUAACAACGGAGUAAGACAAAAAGUAGUCGCCUAGCUUGUUAGUAGUGUUGGCGCUAUAGUCGUAAUAUUGUUGUUGAUGCUAGUAAUCUGCUCGUGCAUUACUAGCUCGCUCGGAAGCGCAUGCAGCAGAAUGGUGCGAGCGGCUCCAGCGUCUCUGAUGGCGGCGGCAGGGACAGACAGUCCCCGUCCCGGAGCCCCCUGCCCGCCGCGACUACUCGGGUGAGACGCUUCAUCCAGGAGCGGCGAACGCUGCCGCUACCUCGAGUGAUGGUGGUGUUCUCUGCGCCGGGCGACACCGAAAAACCGAGCGAUGCCAUGGAUGCAGGCUCGGACGCUACUGAGGAUGACUUCCGGAAGCCGACGGCCUCCCCGGCGGCGAGCCUCGCCCGGAGCAAGCCCACCCGCUCCCCGCUGGACGCUGGACAGGAUCAGGAGUUUCCUGAGGUCAUCUCUCUGAAUGUGGGCGGCACCUACUUCACCACUCGCCUCUCCACACUGCGGCGCUAUGAUGACACCAUGCUGGCCGCCAUGUUCAGCGGGCGCCAUCACAUCCCACGUGACGCAGAGGGGCGGUUCUUCAUUGAUCGGGAUGGAGCAUACUUUGGGGACAUCCUGAACUUCCUGCGUGAGGGCGAACUACCUCACAGGGAGCGAGUGAGGUCGGUGCACAGGGAGGCUCAGUACUACUCCAUCGGACCCCUGCUGGACCGCUUAGAAGAUACUCAGCCGCUCACCGGGGAGAAAGUGCGGCAAGCCUUCCUCGACCUGCUGCCCUAUUACAAAGACAAUCUGGAGCGUAUAGUGGAAAUCGCCAAGCUGAGAGCCAUGCAAAAGAAGGCGCGCUUCGCCAAGCUGAAGGUGUGUGUCUACAAGGAGGAAAUGCCCAUCACACCGUACGAGCGCCCGCUUUUUAACUCGCUGCGCUUUGAGCGCUCAGACGGGGAGGCCAAGCUCUUCGAGCACCACUGCGAGGUGGACGUGUCCUUUGGGCCCUGGGAGGCAGUGGCCGACGUCUACGACUUGCUGCACUGCAUUGUGGGUGACCUGGCCGAGCGCGGCAUCGCGGCCGAGCAGCAAUGCAUCGGUGUGUGUGACAAGCACCUCAUCAACCAUUACUAUUGCAAGAGACCCAUCUACGAGUUCAAGAUCACGUGGUGGUGACACUGGACCAACAGGCAAAAUAUUUUACUAGGACAUGCCACAGUGUUGGCAGUCCUAUCAGAUAUUGAAGUAUAACCAUUUCACAUGCUUUUUUACUUCCAGCAUAACCUAAUGCAGAUAUUUCCAUCAUCCAGCCAUCCCUUCUCUGUACCAUUUGUUCUAGCGUGCAUGUUUUUGGAAUGUGGGAGAAAGCCGGAAACCCACACACAGAGACCUGCUAACAUGUACACACAUUUUGACCCUUGAAUACGCUUGUAUGCGUCGCUGCUUUUCAAGUAUGCAUUUUGUUGCAGUUCGCCGGUUUCUGUUCAGAGUUCUGGAUCUGUUUCUGAAUCUUGGAUUAUGCUCUCCUGUGCUGUGAAGACCUCAGCCCGCCAACAUGUACGGAUUCUUUAUACAUAGCACAUAUUUUGACCCUUUAAUACGCUUGUACGGUCAGGUCUCAGGUACGCAUUUCAUUGGUUUUAGCUUCCUUAUUCAGUCUUCGUAUGUAGCCUCUUGUGCACUUCAAAAGAAUUCUCAAGCUGUGUCGACGCUGACCCUUAAGGCUGAGAUUGGUCAACGUGACUCAUUCAGAGGUCGGACAGCCCACCGCCGUGAACGCCUUCUCCGAUUUCGGAUCCACUGACUCUUCCCCUUUUAAUCACUAUCGUUCACUCACUAGCUAACAAGCUAAAUAGUCAACAAGUGGUGUGGUUGCUCAAAGAGUUCAUGUCACGUCACGCCUUCAACCCUAACGAAAGGUGUCCAAAGUGCAGCGCAUGGCUCAUUAUUUAUUGGCCUGCACACAUUAUAGAAGGGUGGGUGCGCACAGAAAAUUGAUUGGCAGGUCUGCAUAAACUACGGCCAGCUCAGUCAUCCUUCCUGCAUGACCUCGCGCUUGCCUUUUUCCUGUGUGUGUAUGACUCAUUAAGAGGGUGUAACGCCCACCUUCUCGAUCACCACCUUCUCUGAUUUUGCGUAACUAUUAUUUCCAGCUCCAAUAACACUCCCCGUCUCUAUUAUUAGCGGAAAAUAUUUGGUUAAAGGAUAAUGAUGGCGUGGACUUCUCAUAAAACAGCACACUGCAAUAUUCCAACGAAGAUUUCAGCCCGCAGCUCCUGACUAAUUUGUAUGCGUUUACAGAUACUCAACAGUAUAUGCCUGAUUUCUGUCAUUCAUGCAUUCUUUGCUUAGAAGGUGAAAUGUCAGAAACCUAUCGAAAUACUUGCCAAAGGGGAAGAAAUCAUUGAUUUGUUUUAAUGACCGCUCGAGGCCAGCAAAGAAAAAAAAAAGAUUAUUGGUUUCAGUUGACACGGAUGCCCCCCUUUUGACCCUGGGGACCUGUGACUGAGUGAGCUGGAUAAACAGCUCUCUUCUAAUUGGUUAAAAAAAAGUGUGGGUGGAUAUGACUAAGAAAUGGGGGUCCGCCACUCCGCUGCAACAGGGUAAAAUGAGCUAAAGCAUCACAACAAUGUACACAUGAACCUCAUAUGCUUGUCUGAUGUUCUUUCUAGUAGGGAUGGGUCGAUUCAUUAAUGCUUCAGUUCAUAAUGAAUUUCACAAAGGGUGCGUCGGUCAUGCUCAUCCCUGCCAUAAUAACUUCACGCGUGCUUCUUACUUAAAGCAACAUUCCACUCUUUUAUUUAUUUCAAUAGUAGCUUCCGUAAAUCUAAUGUUGUGAAGUCGAGCUAAAGCUAAGCUUAUUGGACAUGUUGUCCUUGUACUUGAUGAAUUGUGAGCACCUUGUGAUUUUAUAGUCAAAAUGUAUAACUGUAUUUUGUACCUUCUCACUAUAUUUAUGUUGUAAUAAUAGAUGGAGCACUACUUGUUUAUAUUGUAUGUUUCUUAUGAAUGUGUUGGCUUCUAGGAAGCUGUCGUGCUCCCAAGGCGUGGUGGUUUUGUUUGUAGUGAAAUAAAGCACCAUAUUAUACUUUCAUGACUGAUACUACAGUAAUGAAUCACAACGCGUGCGGUCUUGUUGAGUUAUUUAUGAAAUACUUAAACAAUGAUUGUUUUUUAAUUGCUGUGCAUUUGCAUAAAAUGUCUCAUCUGCUUUGAUUCAUCAGUGAGCAGGCAGGCACGUUCUAUCACCAUGCUCACCCUCUCUGGCAUGGAAUUGAGCAGAACUACACAGGUUGUUGCUGGAAACUCCUCCAUGAUGACAACAUUGGUGCACCUUGCGCUUCCCCACCUUCCAUCACCUUCAGCAAGAUACUCCUCAUCUGGGAGGUGUAUUUGGAAAACUGUCUUGCAGCCAAGAUUCUGCUUCAGCACAGCUCCCCCGGUGCU
This is a messenger RNA of Doryrhamphus excisus (bluestripe pipefish), 3544 nucleotides long. It is a transcript of the gene kctd7, whose product is annotated as potassium channel tetramerization domain containing 7. Gene Ontology annotation, molecular function: protein binding. The record is from RefSeq and is a predicted model, not a curated record. NCBI's taxonomy places the organism in Eukaryota, Metazoa, Chordata, Actinopteri, Syngnathiformes, Syngnathidae. Gene Ontology annotation, biological process: positive regulation of transporter activity; protein homooligomerization; membrane hyperpolarization. Gene Ontology annotation, cellular component: plasma membrane.